GGAGCUGCAGUUAGGGAAGUUGCCGGCGGGAAUUUGGAGAAGAAGCUCACGGGAAAUCCACCCAAAAAUUGAAGGAACAACACAAAAUUAGAGUAAACCCAAGGCAAUUAAAGCUGGAGAAGGGAGAUUCAUGGCUGUUCUUACCGGAAAAUCAAAGCAAUUCGCCCCCACAAAGCAGGAGCAGCCGGCGGUGACGAAGGAAGAAGCAGCAGCAGAUCUGGAUUUUCCAGCAGGGGGAGAAAGGUUUCAAGGCUCCAAUCUUGUUCUUGGACCAGAAAAGAAGGAUAAAAUCAGGCUGCUUACCGGUUUCCUCAAGGCAUGGCUGGGUUCCCCUUUUUUUUCUUUCGGGUGGCUGCAGCAAGGUCGGGAAGAGCAGAAGCACGCGGGGAAGAAGAAAGAAAGAAAGAAAAAAGAAAAGGAAAAGAAAAAAUGGUGGUUUGCUGCAUGUAAGAUUAGAGUAAGAGCAAUAAUCGACACUUCAUCGUUAAGUGAUGGUGGAAAUGUUUAUUAUCAAGACGAUGAUCUUUCUAUGCCACAAUUGGUGCAACCCUCGACUGUUUUAAAUGAUCAUGUUUCACUAGCAUCUCAAGGGGGAGAAGAAGUGGUGAUUAGUGAGGUCAUGCAACUGCCAUAUGUGACAGAGGAAGAAUGUGUGGGUGAGGAUGAUGAUGAAGAGGAAGAGUUUGAUGGAACGGAAACAUCUGAAGAAGAAGUUCCAAAUUACUUAACCGAGAGUGAUAGUGACUAAAUGUAUCUUAUUUGAUUUUUUUAAUUAAUUGAACAAGGGAUGAAAGACUACUUAUAUUUUCUUUAUUAUGUGUUUCCAUUAAUGACUUUUAUAUUUAUUUUUAUAUCAAUAUAUCUACUAUAAUUCU
This is a messenger RNA of Rubroshorea leprosula, 875 nucleotides long. NCBI's taxonomy places the organism in Eukaryota, Viridiplantae, Streptophyta, Magnoliopsida, Malvales, Dipterocarpaceae. The record is from the annotation of a GenBank genome assembly.